Messenger RNA from Eupeodes corollae, 509 nucleotides. RefSeq lists its product as uncharacterized. The transcript has 2 exons. The coding region runs from base 133 to 480 and encodes 115 amino acids. The record is from RefSeq and is a predicted model, not a curated record. Lineage: Eukaryota; Metazoa; Arthropoda; Insecta; Diptera; Syrphidae.
GUGAUUAGUUAGUUAUUUUUUUUGUCAGUAAGAAGUUCAUUACAGUUAGAUUCAAUUUAUAAAACAAAUGCAAAUAAAAUAACGCGGCAAAAUUAGACAAAACAGAACUUUUAAUUUGAGAAGUGAUUAAUAAUGAGUAAUAUGGCCCUAAACGAUAAAAAGCGCAAAUUUGAACCAAUUACUCAAAUUGAGCUCAACGAUGAACCCGAUGAAGAAUAUUCCCUUGAACGCGCUCUCGCUUUCAUUGGAUUUGGAAAAGUGCAUUUUGAAAUACUAUUUGUAUGCGGAUUAGUCGUCCUAGGAAUUAUCAACGAAACAAUUGCUUCGUCCCUUGUAGUCCUCAGUUCACAAUGCGAUUUUGAAACUACUCCACUGGACAGAGCCAUAAUGAAUACAUCUGUCUUCGCUGGUAUGUACCCGGAAAAACUUUUUGACCUCCGAAGGAUUUCAACAACUUUCAAAACAAGAAAUUUAAAUUAAAUCAAAUGACUUCCUAUAAUUAUUGUGAC